Miscanthus lutarioriparius is the source of this 279-nucleotide messenger RNA. Lineage: Eukaryota; Viridiplantae; Streptophyta; Magnoliopsida; Poales; Poaceae. The record is from the annotation of a GenBank genome assembly.
AUGGGGAUGGGCAGCGACGCUGCCGCCGUGUUGUUCCCCUUCUCCACCGCCGCCACCACGUCGCCGCGGUUCUGCGGCACCGCCGUCAGCCACAGGAGGAUAUUUUCAGAUGUCGCUGAGGAUGUGGCGGUAUCGGUGGAUGGACAGUCGUUUCUGCUGCACAAGGUCGUUGUAUACUCCAUUUCAACACUUGUGUUUUCACAGCCAAGUUUCAUUUACUCUGCUUCCAUUCGAUAUGAAUCUGCCUUCAAUCAUCUGUACCUCAGCGUGGUUGUUUAG